AUGCGUCUCAUCUCUCAGAAUACUAUGUCACAGUAUUCUACUAACUUUCUCUUGCUUCCCAUACCCGAGAAUCCUGUCUUAGACUGUGUGCCCAACAAAAUCAUCAAGCUUGUUGUACUUGGUGGCAGUAACGUUGGCAAGACAGCCCUGGUUGUGCGCUUUCUCACUAAAAGAUUUAUUGGAGACUAUGAGGCCAAUACUGGUGCCUUGUAUUCAAGAAAAUUCACCAUAGACGGAGAGCAGAUCUCCUUACAGGUGCAGGAUACACCCUUUGUCUCAUUGGAGGAUGAUAAUGACAGUAUUUGCUGCCAGGAGCAAAUAAACCGUUCAAUCUACUGGGCUGAUGGUUUUGUAUUCGUUUACUCCAUCACGGACUACGAUAGCUAUCGGGUCAUCCGACCCCUGUACCAGCACAUUCGUAAGAUCCAUCCCAAUGCCAACAUCCCCCUGCUUCUGAUGGCCAACAAAGGGGACCUGCUGCGAGCCAGACAGGUGUCCUCCAGAGAAGGGCUUCAACUGGCCAAUGAGCUGGGUGGCACUUACUGCGAAGUGUCAGCCCGGGAGAACUGUGAGGGGGUGCACGAGGCCUUCCAGCAACUUUGCCAGGAGGUGGGCAGGAUGAUUGGGAGCUGCAAUGGGGAAAAACGGAGAGGGCUCCACCUCAUCCGGCCCAAGUCUCCAAACAUGCAAGACUUAAAGAGACGUUUGAAACAGGCACUGUCUUCCAAAGGGAAAUCUGCCACUACACUUUGA
Emys orbicularis (European pond turtle) is the source of this 753-nucleotide messenger RNA. RefSeq names its product ras-like protein family member 11A-like. The coding region runs from base 1 to 753 and encodes 250 amino acids. Lineage: Eukaryota; Metazoa; Chordata; Testudines; Emydidae. The transcript is spliced from 4 exons. The record is from RefSeq and is a predicted model, not a curated record. Gene Ontology annotation, molecular function: GTP binding; GTPase activity.